AUGCUGUUCCUACCGGUCGAUGGGCGAAUCCUUGAUCCACGAUUUAGUGGCAUCGACGAUGUGUUCAGGGAAAAUUUCUCCAUGGGUCUUGAGUCGGCUGGAGCCUGCUUUGCCGUGUAUCAAAACGGACGGCUGGUUGUCGAUCUGUGGGGUGGAGCUCAAAAUCGAGACACUGGCCAGCCAUGGAUGGAAAACACGAUGUCGGUCAUGUUUUCGACAACAAAGAGUCUAGCCACUACAAUUCUUGCAAUGGUAAUGGAUUGCGAAGGUGUACCCUACGACAGGAAAGUAUCGGAAUUCUGGCCGGAAUUUGCUAAAAACGGCAAGCAGGACAUAACCAUUAUGAACGUCGUACUUCAUCAGGCUGGUCUACCAUAUUCUUGUCAAAUGAUUACUAGAGAAGACGUCGCUGAUUGGAGGCGUAUGAGUGCUUACUUCGAGAAUGCCAACGCCCAUUUGGGCCCCUGGAACUCAAGCUGGUUCUUGGUCGACCAAAUUGUGCGACGACUUGACCGAUAUCGCCGUGGAUUGACAGAUCUUCUCAACGAGAUCACACGAGAUUAUGGGAUCGUUGAUCUAUCAAUCGGCCUCCAACAUCCGAAUGACAAUGAGCGUGUGGCUGUACUGCAAUAUCCGGGUGACCUGCAAAUCGAAUCCGAAGGACGGCGAGAUCCUGAAGCGUUGCGGCGAUGGAACGCUGGUGACAACGAGCACCAUAAACGACUUUACGAGACGUGGCCAUGGAUCACCACUGAUGAGAUAUUUUUUAUAGAAAUCAAUCUGAACCCCUUCAGUACAACUCGUUCGACAAUCGGGCCUACUGCCAAUGCCAUCAAAUAUGGGAAUCGGUACGCUCGAUCUGUGGCUCAUUUCCACUCUCUGAUUGCUGAACGGAAAAUUCUUAGCGACGCAUUUCAUAAGAAUUUGGAGCGGCCCGUGUUAGAGCACGACUAUGACCAUGUGAUCGGAUAUGAGGAGAAUAAGGGCUAUGGAUUUCAGUUCACGAAGAAUCCGAAGGGACAGUGGAUAUUCGGGCAUUCUGGAUUUGGAGGUCAAAAUGUUCGAGUGGAUAUGCAUAAUGGUCUUUCGUACGCCUAUUUGUGCAACGGUCUGAAAAUCUCUGACGCUGAUCUCGUAGAGCCGUGGAAACGACUUGUCGACAAAUUAUAUUCUCUGUUAUGA
Molecule: messenger RNA, 1182 nt
Organism: Ostertagia ostertagi
Lineage: Eukaryota; Metazoa; Nematoda; Chromadorea; Rhabditida; Trichostrongylidae
Source: the annotation of a GenBank genome assembly